AUGUGUCUUAGCGUGUUAGAUCAGGCUUACGUGUGCGUGAGUGGGUCCGGCACCUGUUAUGGUGCUAAUUUGAGGAAGCAGAUCGAGAAGAUGGAAGUUAGUCAGCACAGCAAGUAUUUCUUCGAGUUUUGUGAGAAGCCUUAUUAUGCAGUGAAGAGGAAGGCUGUGGGUAUUUGGGGAUGCAAGGACUGUGGCAAAGUCAAAGCUGGCGGUACUUGCACGUUAAACACCGCUAGUGUCGUGACAGUUAAGAGUACCAUUCGUAGGCUGAGAAAGCAAAUCGAGAGCUAGUUAAAUAGGUUAAUUUAGUUAAACUGUUAUUUGGAGUCCUUUAUAUCCUUCUUUGGAACGAGUAACUUAACUACU
This is a messenger RNA of Olea europaea var. sylvestris, 366 nucleotides long. RefSeq names its product 60S ribosomal protein L37a-like. The record is from RefSeq and is a predicted model, not a curated record. Gene Ontology annotation, biological process: translation. The transcript is spliced from 4 exons. Lineage: Eukaryota; Viridiplantae; Streptophyta; Magnoliopsida; Lamiales; Oleaceae. The coding region runs from base 1 to 291 and encodes 96 amino acids. Gene Ontology annotation, cellular component: ribosome. Gene Ontology annotation, molecular function: structural constituent of ribosome.